Molecule: messenger RNA, 1122 nt
Organism: Diaporthe batatas
Lineage: Eukaryota; Fungi; Ascomycota; Sordariomycetes; Diaporthales; Diaporthaceae
Exons: 2
Coding region: 1-1122 (373 amino acids)
Source: RefSeq, a predicted model, not a curated record
AUGUCGCAACCACCGGCCAAGAAGCCGGUCUUGUACCGAACAGACGAGCUCCAAGUCAUCAGGAACGACAUAGGCGAGGCCGUGAGCAUUGAGCCCAAGGACCCCAGGGCACCUAAGUCCGACUUCAUCAUGCCGUCACCGGAUACCUUGGGCGGUGUCGCAGGAGUCUUCACCCCAAACUCCAGGCAGGCUGCCCAAGACGCGGUUAUGUCACGCUCCGGUGAAACCCGAACGGCAUUUUCUAUGGCUGCCCUAAGGGACAAACAGUCUCGCGAAAGGCGCCAAAUGGGUUCUAUUGGUCAGAGGGUCAUAGAAAUCAGCGAUGACGAGGAUGCGGAGGAAAAGGUCCGGCGGAGGCAGCUGAUGAUAAAGAAGGGACCGGCAUCUGACCCCAGGUCUGCCUCGGACUACGGAGGCCCAUCGAGCCCUAGGGCUGCCUCGACAUCUGGAGGACCCUCAAGGGGGGCGAAGUUAUGCUGGAACUGUGACAGCCCCCACCACACAGCUGGAGAAUGCCACGUCCCUUCAUAUGAUGGAUCGACACCGAUCUGCCCGUACCACGGGGUCCCAGCGAGUUCAUGCAGAAAGCUGGCUGUCUUUGAGGACUCGUGUGUGCAUGCCGCCACGACAGAUGAUCACAACGCGCUCCUCCCAGAGGCCUUUACGAAAUUCGUCGUCGAACGCAUACGGAAGCCCUUCUGCCGGGUGAUCAAGGAGGGGAACUGCCCCAUCAGGAUUGCCAUCGACUAUUCGAACCAGUUCUGUAAUGGGCAGAGGCCUCUACAACUGCAGCGUGGCUGGCCAUAUACUAAGCAGGACACAAAGAAUCCUGCCAUUGCGGAAAGUCUCAAGUGCGAAGUGCACAAUUGGGAACAGAUGCCAAAAGGCUAUCUGGAGAACCUGUCAUGGGAGCAGAUCAAAGCCGGCUAUGAAAAUGGCACGAUUCCGAGACAGAUCCAUUCUCGAACCGACCCAGAAUUUCAGCCAUUGCGUCGCUCCAUGGGCGAUCGAUACGAUGAGCCUGACUUGGAUAACUUUGCCGACUUGCCUCCUGGAGACGUGGAUCUCAGCGGUGUAGCUGAUGAGGAUACCAUCGUCUGGGGUGAUGAAGAAAUGACCUGA